This is a messenger RNA of Branchiostoma belcheri (Belcher's lancelet), 2153 nucleotides long. Its product is annotated as BCL2/adenovirus E1B 19 kDa protein-interacting protein 3-like. Gene Ontology annotation, cellular component: mitochondrial outer membrane; mitochondrial envelope; nucleus. The transcript has 8 exons. The coding region runs from base 151 to 813 and encodes 220 amino acids. NCBI's taxonomy places the organism in Eukaryota, Metazoa, Chordata, Leptocardii, Amphioxiformes, Branchiostomatidae. Gene Ontology annotation, biological process: mitochondrial outer membrane permeabilization; positive regulation of apoptotic process. The record is from RefSeq and is a predicted model, not a curated record.
GUGUCAAUAUUCCCGGGGUCAGAUGUUGAUUAGCAGGGAAUGACGUAGCAGGGAAACAAGCCCUGCCUGCCAGCAAUUCAAGGGGGGACUGUUUUUCGACAGAUUUUCUUCAAUUUUCGGUCCGUUUUGUGUCAAGACGCCAAAUUAGCGAUGGCGGAGACAUCCAGAGAGGUUUCAGAAGACAACAGCGGUUUAAACGUUGGCAUUAUGGAGGGUAGCAGAAGGAUGUCAGGGGCCGAUAAUGAAGACUCAUGGGUGGAGCUCCACUACGCUAACAGCGGAGAUCAACAACAACAGCAGCAGCAGCAGGGGACUAACGGAAACCUGACGUCUCCACACAACGGCAACAUGGAGAAGCUGCUGAUAGAAGCACAGCAUGAGUCGCCCAGAAACAGCUCCAGGGGCAGCAGCAGCCCCAGAAGUCCCAACAGCCCACCCCUGCCAGUGAAUGGUAGUGACCAUGAAAUGGGAAGUCUGAACGGCUCCAAUGGACACAGUGAGAAGUCCCAGUCUGAGACAGGCAGCAGUAACAGUGCCAGUCUGCCCCCCCUGCCGGAGCGGAACACUGCCGAGUGGAUAUGGGACUGGUCAUCACGGCCCGAGCAAAACCCACCCAAGGACUGGGAGAAGAAGCUGAAGCACCCCAAGCACCGGCUGAGCAUGAGGCACACCAAGGCUAUGAAGAGUGAUGCUGCUGACUUCCUGACUCUGUACUUCAAGGCUCUGGUCAUCAGCCAUCUAGCUGUGCUGGGCAUUGGGAUUGGCAUUGGGAUCUACCUCGGCCAUCGGCACAUUGGCUCCAGCACCUUUUGAGGAUACCAUGCAAAACAAAACAAAAAUGCAAGUCCGCCCGAUAGCUUGCAGAGAACAUGUACAGCUUUAACUGUAAUGUGACAUUCAUGUUUUAUGACUUUGACAUUGAUAAAGCCACAUCAAUGUGUACAAUUUAGGCCAACUUCUGUCAAAGGGUUGAGAUACUGUUCUUGUAUCUGCACAGCCUACAAGAAAUAAGAAGCUUAAUAUGAGAAGUCCUUAAGCAAUUGAUUCAGUACUACAAGAAAACUGGGAGAGAGGAAGUCUGCAUUCAAUUACAGCUUUUACGGUGAAGCCUCAUUCCGAAAAGGACAAUAUACAUGACUUCUCCAGAGAUAGUUGUAUUUUUGUUUUGUCACUGUUUUAGUUUGCUCUGUCAAUGAUUAUAAUUGUCAUUUUAAAAGGCCUAAGUAUCAUUUUAGGUUACAACAUUGUCAUUAACAAGGGAUAUAGAAUUCCGUCUUAUUUUGAUUUGGUUAAUGGCUUUUGCCUGUAUUUACAGAGAUGUACUAUUAAUGUAUACAUUACGUUUGAGCCGUGUAUAACAUAGAUAUGGUAUGUUAGCAAACUUGUUUCACAUCUCUCUUCAGAUAAAUGUCUCCCAGUCCCUUAUUUUCCAAACCCCUGCAAGCGUAUUGUCCACUGGUGGCCCUUGUAGCUUGCUAUGUGCUGUAGAGUUUGUGAUACAGCUUGACCUUGAUGUGUUGCUACCUAUUCUCUACUUGUAAACCUUCAAAAUGAUAGUGCUUGGGUGACCUUCUUUGCCCCCAGAAGAGUCCACUGUGCACAAUUUAGGAUGGGGGACACUUCAUGGAGGCACAUUGUAAUGGCACUGACUGCUGUCUUCUCUAAGCUUGUUAACCAUUCCCAGAAAGCAAAGAACUUGGUAAUGUGCCUAUUUAUAGAUAUGUAAAUUGGCAGUUUGAUAGGGUAACUUGCACCAUGGAUCGCCUUGUAGAUUUGCUGCAUAAUGGGAAUUUCCUUGUGGUCAUGUCAUUUUAUGCUAUGUCUCAGCUAUUGCUUUGUGAUAAUGGUAUCCUGAUGUAUCGAUGCAUCAAUAGAUAAUUGUACAUGUAAGUAAACUGACAGGAAAUAGUGGUAGACUGAACUGACAGUUGCCAGUGUCAACAUUACUGUUCUAACAAAGCAUCAAAUUGUAAUGCAAACCUUCAUUUGGAUAAUGGCUUGACCUGCAAAGACAUAUGUGUAAUUUUGAUAACCCCAGAGAGAAAUCAGUUCACAUGGUUACAGUUUUGAGACAAAAGUUGAGGAUUUGUACUUGACUGUUGCGGGAGGGAAAGGUGGUGAAAAGUUGGGUGUAAAUAAAGAUGGAAGGCUAA